UUAAAUAAAUGACUACUUAACUUCCGAGUGUUACGAACUAAAGCCACUCCUUUGGUCGAAACCUCUUCAGCAGCUGCGGCUCAUCCAGAGUCGUGUUUAUUAUCUACAGGCGGGUUUUUGGUUUUGAAAAGUUUUGCACAAGUAAAAAUAGAGCGUUUGUUUACCGGUUUGGGAGCGUUUACAAAUAAUAUUCAUCAGAAGACGUCACCAAAGAAGACGCCAUGGUGCUGAAAUCGGAGGACGGCGUCGUCACCCUCAGGUGACCAGACCACAGAUGUUCAUGGGCCAAUGACAACACAUGCUGCCUACAACCCUCCAGAAUCACUAUUUGAUGGACCGACCCCCAGUCCUCAUCCACCCCUCCCGGUCGAGGAACCCACCUCCGCACCAACAAGCCAUCAUCCAUGCCAGAUGACCUCACGCCUGAGGAGCAGCAGGAGCUGGAGAAGAUCCGCCAACGCAAGCAGGAGCUGCUGGAGGACAUUCAGCGUUUGAAGGAUGAGAUAGCCGAGGUGACCAGCGAGAUCGAAAACCUGGGCUCCACUGAGGAGAGGAAAAACAUGCAGAGGAACAAGCAGGUGGCAAUGGGCCGCAAGAAGUUCAAUAUGGACCCUAAGAAGGGGAUUCAGUUCCUGAUUGAAAACGAUCUACUGAAGAACACCAGUGAUGACAUCGCUCAGUUCCUCUACAAGGGCGAGGGCCUUAAUAAGACAGCAAUAGGGGACUACCUCGGAGAGAGGGAUGAGCUCAACAUUCAGGUGCUGCAUGCAUUUGUGGAAUUGCAUGAGUUCACAGAUCUGAACCUUGUACAAGCGCUCAGACAAUUUCUUUGGAGCUUCAGACUGCCAGGCGAGGCACAGAAGAUUGAUAGGAUGAUGGAGGCUUUUGCCCAACGCUACUGCCAGUGCAACCCGGGAGUCUUCCAGUCCACUGACACGUGCUACAUCCUUUCCUUUGCCAUCAUCAUGCUGAACACCAGUCUUCACAACCCCAAUGUGAAAGACAAGCCCACUGUGGAGCGCUUCAUCUCCAUGAACAGAGGCAUCAAUGAUGGUGGAGACCUACCAGAGGAGCUGUUACGAAACUUGUACGAGAGCAUCAAGAGUGAGCCAUUUAAAAUCCCAGAGGACGACGGCAAUGACCUCACGCACACAUUCUUUAACCCUGACCGGGAGGGCUGGCUGCUCAAACUGGGAGGAGGACGUGUCAAAACCUGGAAGAGGCGAUGGUUUAUUCUCACCGAUAACUGCCUUUACUACUUUGAAUACACUACAGACAAAGAACCCAGAGGAAUCAUUCCUUUGGAAAACCUGAGUAUCCGAGAAGUGGAGGAUAAGAAGCCGAACUGCUUUGAGCUCUUCAUCCCAGACAAUAAGGAUCAGGUGAUUAAGGCUUGUAAGACCGAGGCGGAUGGGCGUGUGGUGGAGGGCAAUCACACAUUUUACCGCAUCUCUGCUCCCACCACUGAGGAGAAGGACGAGUGGAUCAACAGCAUCAAGGCGGCGAUCAGCCGGGACCCAUUCUACGAGAUGCUGGCUGCUAGGAAGAAGAAAGUUUCCUCUAUGAAGAGGCACUAAAUCUGCUCAGGGCGAUUCAGGGCUGUGUGAGUGCUCUCUCUCUAGUGGAGAGAACUGAUACUUGCAGUGGGAGGAUGAGACUGGUCUCCUUCCCACUGCUUAUCCUCUUUCAAUAAUAUAGUGUCUGUACUAGGACGAGAAUGGGGUUUGAGGACUAAAUAGGACAUUGGAGAUUGGAAAAAGCCAUGACUACAGGCUCUGUAGUGUCCAGCAGGAACUGUGCCUCUGCUUCUCUUCCUGUUUAAAUGUCCCUCACCUCUCCUGCAUCUUGGGGGGGGGGUUGUGUGUGUGAGAGAGGUGGUCAUUGUGCUUUGGGUUCUUCUCAUGAAAAUUCCCAAAGAAUUAAUCUCAGUCCUAAUGCUAAACCAAAAUGCACACUUUCUCUACCUUAAUUCUAUCUAGUUUCUGUCUAUUCUGAUCUCUUUCUUAAAGGAGAUGCACAGAACCAUGGCCUCACUUUUUGUUUAUAAAUGCCUUGAAACCUCAAGAAUGGCAUAGGAAUAGUUUUAAGCAUUAACAAUAAAUCUAAUAUAGUAAUUUUUACGAUUAAAAUGAUUCAUAUAGGUAGCUGUCUGAGUGAAUGACCUCGACGACAUCUGUGACGUCACCACAGGAAGGCUAUCGGUCUCCUCGCCAUUUCCGCUAUACUAAAACACAGAGCUGACUGCAACUUCAAGCUAAUUUAUCGCCAUGCCACGUAGAUGUGUUGCUAGCGGGUGCAGCAACAUGACAGAAGGUGGAUUUGCGUUACAUUUGUAGCCCAAGAAUGUUCAAACUGCAAAGAUCUGGACAUGUUUUGCGAGAAGUUCAUGGGCACAUUGGGCACCUUCGAAGUGGUCUCUCCUCUGCUCUGCACAUUUUACUGAAGACUCAUACGAGACCUCUGAUCUGUUGAGGAGCAUUGACUAUAAGCCCGUAUUGAAAGAGGGUGCAGUACCAAGAAGAAAAGAAAACUACAAGUAAAGGAAAGUAAGUUCAGUUGCACCAGUUCUCCCGGAGCGUGAAUCAAAGGUUGUUGCUAAAACCUGGAAAGGGAUGGGACAUGACAUAUUAUCGCUCGGGCAGCGACCUUCCCACAGUUGUUGCUAAAACUGGUAACGUCCCAGGUUUUUGUAAUUGCCUGAACCUAGCAGUAAUGGUGGAGUAUUCAGUAUGGAGAAAAUGGAGAAUGAGUGGACCAGCCAUCUGAUUUCUCCUCUGGAUAUGCUUGCCUCAGCAGCAAUAUCUCGCCCUUAUGUGGAAGAAGUGAAUGAAUGGAGAACUGAAUGAACAACUGAAAAGUCAGAUUGUUUCAAAACAAUUGGCCACAAGAUCGGCCUUCAAGAAGCGAGAACACAGACAGGUAAGCUGCGACUCUCAUUUGGAUACAGAACAACACUCGUCGUUUACCUGCAUUUUGAUUAAUACAUGUAACUUGUAUUGUGUGUUUAAGUUACUGGUAUAAGAUUAUUUAAUUUGCUUCAGAAUGUGAUCGUCUCAGUUCAUCUGAUUUAUUUAAUUAGCCUUUUACUUUUUAUCAGUGAAAAUGCAUGCAUGCACAUGUAUGUUGUAUAAGUUAUAACACCUAUCCUGUUUUAAUGAGCGUCAACCCACAAUCAAUGAAGUCAAAUCAGUCUUAGUUGAGCAAGUCGGUAACUGUAUUUCUUACAGUCACCAUAAAUUUUUAUUUAUAUGACUUUGGUCUAUAGCUGUAAAAGGCCUCAGCCUUAAAACCGGUUCCUGCUGUGACGUCACACACUCGGCUGGCUGGCUCAGCAGGGGACAUCUCGAGUGCCAAUUUUGCGGUCGAUUUUAACUCUCAAAAAUGUAUGGAUUUUUUUUUUUAAUUCCCAUUUACGCAGCAUACAAGAGUCAAGGAUGGAGAUACUGUCCACUCAGAUAUGUAUUUAAAAAUGAAGGUUCUGUGCAUCUCCUUUAAACCUCUCUCUCUCUCUCUCUCUCUCUCUCUCUCUCUCUCUCUCUCUCUCACACACACACACGUUCUCAUUUAAUCAGCAGGUCUGACAAUGUGGGUUACCAAAAAAAGGCCUCCUCUUGAUUUCAAAGCAGGAAAGACCUUCUUUUAUGCUUUUUUGCUAAGUACAGGCAAUAAGUGUAUUUUUUACAUUUCUAUAUCCUCUGUAUAUUCUCUUUCUUCUCUUUUCGAUUUGGUAAAUGUCAUUGUAAAGCACCACAUGACAAAUGGAAGUGUGUGCACAGUGUAGGAUGUGGGGAUUUACUCGUACACUAUCUGGCCAAAAGUAUGCAGACACGCACAUCACGUCCAUAUGUGGGCCUUUCCCAAACUGUUGCCACAAAGUUAGAAGGGCACAGUUGUCUAGAAUGUCUUUGUAUGCUGUAUCAUUAAGCUUUCCCUUCACUGGAAUUAGUCUAAACCGCUUUCCAGCAUGACUAUGCUCCUAGCUACACAGACUAAGCACCACAUCUUCUUGCUCAACAUUAGUGCCCUUGCUCUUUUAUCUGGAAUAGGCAUAAAUCCCCACAUCCAUGAUUCAAGUUCAGAGGAGAGAGAGAAGGCUGUUAUAUCAAAGGGGAGAUCAAUUGGAAAUGAAUGUCCAUGGGCUUGGAAUUCAGUGUUCAACAAACAUGUAAAGAUGCAAUGGUGUCCACAUACUUUUGGCUAUAUGGUGUUUGUCAAGCUAGGAAUUCUGAUGUAGUGGGUGGGUGGGUGGGUGACAUCCAGUUUCCUGUAUGCUAAAAGGCUGAACUGUUCUAGAAAUAGCACUUGUACUCUUUUGGGCUUCUUUGUGAAUGCUAACUGUGUCAUUUGUACUGAAAUGUCACACAAAGUGUGGAUCCCAAACUCUAAAACUACCUAAUACUUAAAUUUGCAAAUUAUCAAACCUAAGGUUAGGGAUGAGCCCCAAGUUAAUUUGAUGCCAUUACAGACAGGACUUGCUGCACCUUUAUUGAGCUCUCAUGUCUGAAGUAAUGUGUGCUCGAAAUAUGUUACUGACCACAGAAUGAACCUUUUCACCUGUGCAUGCUUUAACUUUACUCUUUCCUUUCUGUUUCCUUUAUUUACGAUUUUACCAAGCUAGCAAUUUCCAUUCUCUGAGCAAAGUCAUACAUCUGAGCAGUAUUUGUUUAUUUAUCAAGGAUGUAUAUACUUCAGUGUAUAGUGAGUAUCUUUCUGCAUUUUAUAUACAGUAAAUGUGUGUAGCAAAUUAUUAGCCAAGUGUCAUUCCCCCCCCCCUUUUUUCUCUUUUUUUCCCCCCUUUUUGUUCUUGUUGAAAGUGUACCCUUGGCCUCACAGGUGUGUGUGUGUGUGUGUGUGUGUGUGUGUGUGUGUGUGUGUGUGUGUGUGUGUGUGAGCUCAGCCAUUUUUAGUAAAAUUACAAAAUAAAAUCUAAACACAAAA
Messenger RNA from Neoarius graeffei (lesser salmon catfish), 4938 nucleotides. It is a transcript of the gene cyth1a, whose product is annotated as cytohesin 1a. Gene Ontology annotation, biological process: regulation of ARF protein signal transduction. NCBI's taxonomy places the organism in Eukaryota, Metazoa, Chordata, Actinopteri, Siluriformes, Ariidae. The coding region runs from base 405 to 1577 and encodes 390 amino acids. The record is from RefSeq and is a predicted model, not a curated record. The transcript is spliced from 14 exons. Gene Ontology annotation, molecular function: guanyl-nucleotide exchange factor activity.